Messenger RNA from Megalops cyprinoides (Indo-Pacific tarpon), 3073 nucleotides. RefSeq names its product receptor tyrosine kinase-like orphan receptor 2 (gene ror2). Gene Ontology annotation, cellular component: signaling receptor complex. The coding region runs from base 12 to 2783 and encodes 923 amino acids. Gene Ontology annotation, biological process: positive regulation of kinase activity; multicellular organism development; cell surface receptor protein tyrosine kinase signaling pathway. The record is from RefSeq and is a predicted model, not a curated record. Gene Ontology annotation, molecular function: ATP binding; protein binding; transmembrane receptor protein tyrosine kinase activity. The transcript is spliced from 9 exons. NCBI's taxonomy places the organism in Eukaryota, Metazoa, Chordata, Actinopteri, Elopiformes, Megalopidae.
UUAAAACUCUGAUGCUGUUGGGUUUUUUGGUCCCGAGCCUGAGAUGCUCAGCGGAUGCAAACCUGUCCCAGCCUGGAGACAGCGAGGGCCUGGCUGAAGCACAGAGCGGAGGCCUGCCAACGUCCCAAGGGUACUACUUGGAGUUUCUGGAGCCGGUGAACAAUAUCACCAUAGUGCAGGGCCAGACGGCCACGCUGCACUGCAAGGUGAUGGGGAACCCCAAGCCCAACAUCAAGUGGCUGAAAAAUGAUGCCCCGGUGGUGCCAGAGCAGGGCCGGAUCUCCAUCAGGAAGACCGAGUCCGGCUCCAAGCUGCGGAUCCAGGACCUGGACACCACCGACACGGGGUACUACCAGUGCGUGGCCUCCAACUCCGUGAAGGUCAUCUCUGCCACGGGAGUUCUCUAUGUCAGACUUGGGCAGUCUCCGACACAUGGCCCAGAUGACCCGUCCCAUGAGAAGGGCUUCUGCCAGCCGUACCGUGGCAUCGCCUGUGCCCGGUUCAUCGGGAACCGCAGCAUCUACGUGGAGUCCCUGCAGAUGCAGGGGGAGAGUGAGAACCGCAUCACAGCCGCGUUCACCAUGAUCGGCACGUCCACGCACCUGUCGGACCAGUGCUCCCAGUUCGCCAUCCCCUCCUUCUGCCACUACGUCUUCCCGCUGUGCGACGAGGGCGCGCGGGGUCCCCGGCGGCGCCAGCUCUGCCGGGAUGAGUGCGAGGCCCUGGAGAACGACCUGUGCCACACCGAGUACACCAUCGCCCGCUCCAACCCACUGAUCCUCAUGCAGCUGGAGCUUCCCAGCUGCCACCUGCUGCCGCACCCCGGCUCGCCCGAGGCCGCCACCUGCAUGCGCAUCGGGGUGCCUGUCGAGAAGCUGGAGAAAUAUUCUCCCCCAGAUCACAGCUGCUACAAUGGCAGCGGGGCUGACUACAGGGGCACGGUGAGUGUCACCAAGCUGGGCUACCGGUGCCAGCCUUGGAACACACAGUACCCCCACAGCCACCACCUGACGCCCAUGGAGUACCCGGAGCUGAGGGGCGGCCACAACUUCUGCCGAAACCCCGGGGGGCAGAUGGAGGGACCCUGGUGCUUCACCAUGGAUAAGCACGUGCGGGUGGACCUGUGUGACGUCAGGCCCUGCAAACCCCCUGAGAACCUGAAGAAGGAGAUCCUGUUCAUCCUCAUCCCCAGUAUCGCCAUCCCGCUGGUCAUCGCCUGCCUCUUCUUCCUGGUCUGCAUGUGCCGGAACAAGCAGAAGGAGUCCUCGGACACGCCCCCUCGCCGGCAGCUCACUGCCUCACCCAGUCAGGACAUGGAGCUGCCCCUGCUCAACCAGCACAAGCACCAGACGAAGCUGAGAGAGAUCAACCUGUCAGCGGUGCGCUUCAUGGAGGAGCUCGGGGAGGACCGCUUCGGGAAGGUGUACAAGGGUCACCUGUACGGCACUGCCCCCGGUGAGCAGACACAGGUGGUGGCCAUCAAGACCGUCAAGGACAAGGACGAGGGGACCCUGCGCGAGGAGUUCCGUCACGAGGCGAUGCUCAGGUCCCGCCUCCAGCACCCCAACAUCGUCUGCCUGCUGGGCGUGGUCACCAAGGAGCAGCCAAUCAGCAUGAUCUUCAGCUAUUCAGGCCACGGCGACCUGCACGAGUUCCUGGUCAUGCGCUCGCCCCACUCAGACGUGGGCAGCUCCGACGAUGACAAGACAGUCAAGUCCACCCUGGAGCAGGCCGACUUCCUGCACAUCGUCACGCAGGUGGCCGCCGGGAUGGAGUACCUGUCCAGCCACCACGUGGUGCACAAGGACCUGGCCACGCGCAACAUCCUGGUCUGCGACAAGCUCAACGUCAAGAUCCUGGACCUGGGCCUGUACCGGGAUGUCUACUCGGCCGACUACUACAAGCUGACCGGGACUAACCCCUUCCCCAUCCGCUGGAUGUCCCCGGAGGCCAUCGUCUACGGCAAGUUCUCCACCGACUCGGACAUCUGGUCCUACGGCGUGGUGCUGUGGGAGAUCUUCAGCUACGGGCUCCAGCCCUACUGCGGCUACUCCAACCAGGAUGUGAUGGAGAUGGUGAGGACCAGGCAGGUGCUCUCCUGCCCGGACGACUGCCCCGCCUGGAUCUACACGCUGAUGCUGGAGUGCUGGAACGAGUUCCCGGCCCGCCGGCCCCGCUUCAAGGAGAUUCACACCAGGCUGCGCACCUGGGAGAGCCUGUCCAACUACAACAGCUCAGCCCAGGCCUCAGGGGCCAGCAACACCACGCAGACCAGCUCCCUCAGCACCAGCCCCGUCAGCAACAUGAGCGCCACCCGCUAUGUCAGCCCCAAGCCCAAGGCCUCGCCCUUCCCGCAGGCCCAGUUCAUGCCCAUGAAGGGCCAGAUGCGGCCCAUGGUGCCGCCGCAGCUCUACAUCCCCGUCAAUGGCUACCAGCCCAUGCCGGCCUACCCCUACCUGCAGAACUUCUACCCCAUGCAGAUCCCCAUGCAGAUGCCACCUCAGCAGAUGCACCCACCGGCCGCGCCCAAGGCCGGCUCACACCACAGCGGCAGCGGCUCCACCAGCACGGGCUAUGUCACCACGGCGCCCUCCAACGCCUCGGGGACGGAGCGCGCUGGCCUGCUGACGGAGGACGCCAAGGCAGCGGCCGAGGAUGACGCGGCCGACGGGGCGUCCCAAGCCGGCCUGCACGGUGAAGACGUGUCCGUCCCCGAGACGGAGCUGCUGGGGGACAACGACACCCCUUUGAUGGAGGACCCCGAAAUUCACAUGGAGGCGUAAGAGGGGAGACGCCCUCCAAGAACUCGGACCUUAAAAGAAGAGCCAAGCCCGCCUUCGAAACAACAGAUGUUCAUUUGUAAUAAAGAGUACGACAGCUGAAAAAUAAAGUGAAGGGAAUGCAAUUGAAAAAAAGAGACCAAUAACUGAAUGUUAUUUAUAGGUUCCUUUGCGGUUGCUGGUGCAUUUGCACGCCAGCAGUGCUCAAGGCCAUUCCUCUGGAGCCUGGCCGCUUGGCUUUGGGAACUGGAUCCCGAAAGCUGCUUGUCGUUGAUUUGCGAUGAAGAAUCAAG